Messenger RNA from Lotus japonicus, 4359 nucleotides. RefSeq lists its product as uncharacterized. Gene Ontology annotation, molecular function: nucleic acid binding. Lineage: Eukaryota; Viridiplantae; Streptophyta; Magnoliopsida; Fabales; Fabaceae. The transcript has 7 exons. The record is from RefSeq and is a predicted model, not a curated record. Gene Ontology annotation, biological process: DNA integration. The coding region runs from base 1 to 4359 and encodes 1452 amino acids.
AUGGAGUGCGAUGGUUUUGUUCAACAUGCUCAUGGAUUGAGUGAUGAAAUCAACAGAGUCACCAGAGGUUGCACAAUCAUAGGUGACAGCAGGUGCAGGAAACACUUCACCAGAGGUUGCAACAGAGUCACUGGAGGUUGCAUCAUUGCCCACCAAUCAGACUCUCUUAUGAAGGGGACGACGUCGUUGAAGCAAGUAAAAGCAGACACAAGGGAAGGUACAGUGAGGUUGGAGAGGACUCCUAUUUCAAAUUCGGGGAAAGGGGAUUUUAGUCAUAGUCGCCCCAAAGGGAGCCGCAAUAAGAAGGAUAAGCAGUCACCAACUUUACUUGAGCAAGUUACCGACGAUGAGGAGGUUACUACUAGAGUGAAGAGAGUCAGGGCAAAUCCUGGGUUUGUGCAUCCAUUAAUUUCUGAAAUAGAUAGAGAGUUUCAUAGGUUAAUUAGAGCACGUAGAGCUUUUGUAAUUGAUCCUCAUUCAAGUGAUUCUGAUUCUGACCUUGAUUUUGAUUCUGAUUUUGUUGCAGUUUUUGAUAACAUGGCUGAAGAAGGACCGCGAGAAAGAACAUUAAGGGAGCUGGCUGCACCUGAUUUCACCUACGAAAGCUUGUGUAUCCAGUAUCCUGAGGAUGUACCAUGUGUACUCAAAACUGGACUAAUCCAUUUAUUGCCUAAGUUUGGUGGUCUUGCAGGUGAAGAUCCUCAUAUGCAUAUCAAGGAGUUUCGUACUGUCAUAUCCACCAUGAAGCCUCCUGAAGUUGACAAAGAUCAUAUCUGUUUGAAGGCUUUUCCUCAUUCUCUUCAGGGAAUUGCAAAGACUUGGCUGUAUAUCCUGCCUCCUUCGUCCAUUGCAAGCUGGGACGACCUGAAAAGAAAGUUUCUUGAGAAGUUCUUCCCUGCCUCUAGGACAACUUCAAUCAGAAAAGACAUCUCAAGAAUCAGGCAGCUACAUGGAGAGACUCUACAUGAAUACUGGGAAAGAUUCAAGACACUAUGUGUGAGCUGCCCCCAUCACCAGAUUUCCGAGCAGCUCCUAGUUCAGUAUUUCUAUGAGGGUUUGCUCAACAUGGAAAGACAUCUCAUUGAUGCUGCUUGUGGAGGUGCAUUGAAUGACAUGACUCCUACUGAAGCCAGGCAGUUGUUUGAGAAGAUGGCUGCUAAUUCUCAGCAGUUUCACACAAGGAGUAAUGAUGCUGUUAAAACUGUUAAUGAGAUUGGGACAGAUCCAAGGAUGGACAAGCUUGAGAAGAGGAUGGAAACCAUUGCCAGCUUGGUUACUCAAUUGGCCAUGAACCAGAAUAAACCUUCACAACAGGAAAAGGUUUGUGGCAUUUGCACUAAAGACCAUAAUACUGAUGUUUGUCCUUCUCUGCAGGAACCUACGGAUGAGAAUCCUGAAGCAUAUGCUGCCAACAUUUUCAAUAAUCGACCUCAGCAAAAUUAUGAUCUGUCAUCUAACAGAUAUAACCCUGGCUGGAGAAAUCAUCCAAAUCUUAGAUGGCAAUCUAAAGAAUCUUCAUUGGAGGACAUGUUGAAGCAGAUGACAGCCCAAAACAUACAGUUCCAACAAGACACCAGAUCCUCUAUUCAGAAUCUGACCACCCAGAUAGGACAGAUGGCUACUUCAAUAAACCAGCUACAGUCCCAGAAUUCUGAUAAGCUGCCCUCUCAGACGGUUGUGAAUCCAAGAAAUGUGAGUGCCAUCACCUUACGGUCGGGGAAGCAAAUUGAUGCAAAUCAUGGACCAGAGCCAGAGCCUGAACCUGAAAAGGAGACAGAGACCACUGCCACAAGAACCUUCCAAGUACAACCACCUUCCAUUCCUCUUCCAUUCCCUCCGAAAGCUAUGCCAAGCAAGAAGAAAGAAGAGGUAGAUAAGGGAAUCUUGGAGAUAUUCAAGAAAGUGGAGGUGAACAUACCUCUACUUGAUGCACUCAAGCAAAUUCCAAGAUAUGCAAAGUUUCUGAAAGAAUUAUGCACUCAGAAAAGGAAGCUGAAAGGAAAUGAAAGAGUUCGCAUGGGGAGAAACGUUUCUGCAAUCAUAGGUAAAGCUGGUAAACCUGCUCCUGUUUCUGAUGUUCCUGAAAAAUGUGAGGAUCCAGGUACGUUUUCUGUUCCUUGUGUCAUAGGUGAUACUAAAUUUGAAAAUGCCAUGCUAGAUCUAGGAGCUUCAAUUAAUGUGAUGCCUAUGUCUAUUUUUAAAUCACUUUCACUUGGACCUUUGAAACCUACGGGUGUUGUCAUCCAAUUAGCAAAUAGGAGCACGGCACACCCUGCUGGAUGGGUAGAGGAUGUUUUGGUUAGGGUUGGUAAACUUGUUUUCCCUGCUGAUUUUUAUGUGCUUGAAAUGGAAAAAGGAUCUCCCCGUAAUACAGUUCCUAUCAUUUUGGGGAGACCAUUUUUAAAGACAGCCCGAACCAAGAUAGAUGUUUAUGAUGGUACAUUGACUAUGGAAUUCGGUGAUAUUGUGGUUAGGAUAAACAUUUUUGAUGCUAUGAAACAUCCACCUGAAGAUUAUUCUGUGUUUCAUAUUGAUUUGCUUGAUGAACUGCUUGAUGAUAUGCUUGAUGAACAUGAAUCUGAUUUCCUACAUGAUUCUGAUUAUCCUUCCCUAACUGAGUCAUACACUUGUCAUACAUGUACUGCUACUGAAAUGUGUGAUUCUUGCAUUGAUCAAUUUUUGGACACUGUUGUUGUUGACUCAGAUGUUAAGAAAUCUGAUUGCACUAACCCAGUUGUUGAAGUGCAGGCUGCAGAAACUGUAUCUGCUAGUUUGGUUCCAUCUGUUUUGCAGGCACCCGUAUUGGAGCUUAAGCCCUUACCAGAUAACCUCAAGUAUGCUUACUUGGAGGAUGAUAAGAAGCUCACUGUCAUUGUUUCCUCAACCCUUCAUGAAAAUCAAGAGGAAAAUCACUACUGUUUUCUUGAUGGUUUUUCUGGGUACUUUCAAAUUCACAUUGCUCCUGAGGACCAAGAAAAGACCACAUUCACUUGUCCCUUUGGCACUUUUGCCUAUAGGAGGAUGCCCUUUGGUCUAUGCAAUGCCCCUGGUACAUUCCAGCGGUGCAUGGUAAGUAUUUUCAGUGAUUUCUUAGAGAGUUGUAUCGAGGUCUUUAUGGAUGAUUUCACUGUUUACGGAUCUUCAUUUGAUACAUGUUUAGAUAAUCUGGAUAAAGUUUUGCAUAGAAUUAUUGUGUAUACUGACCAUGCAGCUCUAAAGUUCCUGUUGAAGAAGGCUGAAUCAAAACCUAGGUUGGCAGUGGGUGGUCACUUUGGACCCCAAAGGACAGCACGCAAGGUGCUUGAUUCUGGAUUUUACUGGCCCACCAUCUUCAAAGAUGCGUCAAGGAUUUGCAGCACUUGUGAGCCAUGUCAGAGAGCAGGCAGUACCAUUUCUUGGAGAAAAGAGAUGCCUCAACAGUCCAUGCUGUUUUGUGAGGUUUUUGAUGUCUGGGGUAUCGAUUUUAUGGGUCCUUUUCCUGUUUCUUUUGGUUUUUACUAUAUUUUGCUUGCUGUUGAUUAUGUUUCUAAAUGGGUGGAAGCUAAGGCCACCCGGACUAAUGAUUCUCGAGUUGUUGUGGAUUUUGUUAGGUCUAACAUCUUUUGCAGGUUUGGCAUUCCUAGAGCAAUCAUUAGUGACCAAGGCACCCACUUCUGCAAUAGGUCCAUGCAAGCUCUUCUCAAGAAAUAUGGGGUUGUUCAUAGAAUUUCCACACCAUACCAUCCUCAAACAAAUGGGCAAGCUGAGAAUUCCAACAGAGAGAUAAAGAGGAUCUUGGAGAAGACUGUCCAGCCUAACAGGAAGGAUUGGAGCAAUAGACUUGAGGAUGCUCUUUGGGCCCAUCGUACUGCUUACAAAGCACCCAUCGGAAUGUCUCCUUAUCGCGUUGUUUUUGGUAAGGCAUGUCAUCUCCCUGUUGAGAUAGAGCAUCGUGCUUAUUGGGCUGUGAAGACUUGCAACUUGGCUCUUGAUCAAGCUGGUGGCGAAAGAAAGCUUCAAUUGAGUGAGUUAGAUGAGAUCCGCUUGGAAGCCUAUGAGAACUCUAAGUUCUACAAAGAGAAGACCAAAAUAUUCCAUGAUAGCUUGAUUUCUAGAAAAGACUUUUUGGUUGGACAACAAGUGUUGUUGUAUAACUCUAGGCUUGGCCUAAUGAGCGGUAAGCUUCGUUCUAAGUGGAUUGGUCCUUUUGUUGUUACUAAUGUGUUUCCUUAUGGUACUGUAGAGAUCAAAAGUGAAUCCACAGAUAAGAGCUUCAAAGUUAAUGGUCAUCGCCUCAAGCAUUUCCUCACUAAUCCUUCUCUUGUGAAUGCUACCAUGGACGAUGUUUCCUUGGUUGUUUCCACCCUCCGCCCGCCAUGA